CCUUCUUGACUUUAUCCUAUUACUGACAACUGCUCACUCACACUUCAUAUAUACAUUCAAUCGCCAUGUCUUCCUUCAAGAUUGAGAACAUGUUCUCUGUCAAGGCAAAAACAUGUAUCGUGACUGGCGCAGGAAGUGGUAUCGGCAAAGGUAUGGCCACGGCUCUCGCAACCAACGGAGCCAAGGUCAUUGUCUGUGGUCGACGAGAAGAGCAGAUCAAGGCUGCGGCAGAAGAGAUGAACACAGCAGCCAAGGAAUCUGGGAUGGGCGGUGAAGUCAUUGCAAUCAGAGCCGACGUAGGGAACAAGAAAGGCUGUAUCGAAUUUUUCGAACAGGCCUCAAAACUUAUCGACAAACUCGACUUUUUGGUCAACAAUGCUGGAUUCAGUGCCAAUUGGAAAGAUGUCUCUCCGAUGGGCGAUGCGGCGACACUCCCAGCCAAGCUCAUGACCAUCGACGAUGUCGACUGGGCCAACAUGUCCCUCGUUCACUGCGCGGGACCUUACUACCUCACGGUCCAGUUUAUCCCCUAUUUCCAGAAGUCUGAAGAUCCCAGCGUCUGCAACAUCACCUCACUCGCUGCGAGUUUCCUCAACAUGGGCUGCUGCGAGUUCUCCUAUGCCCAAUCCAAGGCUGCCGAAACUCAGCUCUCGAGACUGAUGGCGGGUGUAUUGAAGCCCUUCAACAUCCGAGUCAACUGUGUCAAGCCAGGCCUCUUCCCCUCUGGGCUCACCACUUUCCCUGGUACCGAGCAGCUGUACCCUCCCAUGCAGCAAGCCGCAGAGAAGCAGAUUCCUCGAGGCGCUCCGGGAACGUGGGAACAGAUCGCCGGAACCGUCCUGAUGAUGGCUUCGCCCGCUGGUGCAUAUCUCAACGGCGCUGAACUCAAGGUAGACGGUGGCUGGGAACUUUUCACCUGUGCUCGAGAUGUCUGAUUCACUUGUCAUGAAGAUAUUGUCCGCUUUCAGCUACUCAGCCACCAGACUGUCUUUCUUCGCGCGUACUCAAGAUACUAUGUCAUGCA
Molecule: messenger RNA, 1024 nt
Organism: Kockovaella imperatae
Lineage: Eukaryota; Fungi; Basidiomycota; Tremellomycetes; Tremellales; Cuniculitremaceae
Exons: 11
Coding region: 66-935 (289 amino acids)
Source: RefSeq, a predicted model, not a curated record